Molecule: messenger RNA, 1391 nt
Organism: Punica granatum (pomegranate)
Lineage: Eukaryota; Viridiplantae; Streptophyta; Magnoliopsida; Myrtales; Lythraceae
Source: RefSeq, a predicted model, not a curated record
GAGGGAGUUUCAAUAAUAUCGCCGGAAACGAGCUUACUGAUAUCAGAGGAUUAUGCUGUUUGCGCUGUUGCACGACAAGACCCAGAGAAAAGCAGAACACAUUUCCUCCAACAGUAUAUAACCAAUCCCACGUUGUUCCCCCAAUCAUACCCCAAAAUAGGAAAAAAGAAAAUAAUCAUAUAUAAUAUCAGAUCCUCCAUUUCUUUUCGUCUUCUCUUCCACCUCCCAAGCUUCUUUCCUCUGCCCGAACAACAAUAAACGUACAACAAUGGCCUCAACCUCAACAACAACAGCAACCACAACAGCUCCUUCAGACUUUCCUGUCUUAUCCUCCAUUAACAACACUCAGUGCUCUGCUCCUUCCCCCUCUUCCCCAUCCAACUCAUGCACAAGCAGGUCCAUAAAAGAGGUAUGGCAGGAGAUCAGCCUCUCCUCCGGGCUCGUCGACCACUCUCGCCCCGGCACUGCUAUUGCCUCCGCCAUCUUCCACGAUGGUGGUCCCGCCGUCUCCCUCCAGGACUUCCUUGCUCAGCCCUUUGGCCUCUUCGACAAUGAUAGCAACAAUCCCCUCUCCUGCCACUUCUCCGCCCGGGACGACUCCUUCUCAGCACUCUCGAGGCCUCCGCCGGCCACAGUCAGUCUCUCUUCAGGCUUGGGCUACUACAAUUAUUAUCUCGACAGUCCUAUUUCCAGUAAGAUCAGGGCCGACCAGCCGCAGCACCAGGCUUGUAAUCCGGGAGCACCCUCACUCAUCGCCUCAGUCAGCUUGCCCGACAACCCGUUCAUGCACAAGAAGAAUGCUGUGCCGCAGCCGGAGAGUGGUGAUGACCACUCUGAACGCCGGAGGAAGCGCCUUAUGAAGAACAGAGAGUCCGCUGCCCGGUCCAGAGCUAGGAAACAGGCUUACACAAGUGAGCUGGAGCAGGAAGUAACCCAUUUACAGGAAGAGAAUGCUAAGCUCAGAAGACAAUAUCAGGAGUUAAGGUUGGCAGGUCCUGCUCUGCUUCCAGAAAAGCAGAGCCUCCGAAGAACCUUGACAGCACCAUUUUAAGAAGCAAGGCAUCCGGCCCCCAAUAAUCCACACUUUGCACAUAAUAAUAAAUGUCAAUCAUCAGAUCCACUCUCCUUUUGUUUUUGUCGUCCCCUUCUCUCUCUCUCUCUCUCUCUCUCUCUCUCUGCUCCAUUAACUUGGCCAAAGAUGUUACGCCACCACCAAUUGGAAAAAUUUUGUAGUCCUAUACCGGCGGACUUUUCUUCGUACCUUCAGAAUUGUCAGAUCUGUAUUCGAGAAAUGCAGGACAAUGUAGAUCUAAUGAUUCCAUGCGUAUAAAGAAUCGAUCAAGGACGGGAUCCGAUAACCCUUUCUCCCUCUUCAUUUCACUCUAUUCUAU